AUGGAACGGGAUUUUGGUAUCACAAAUUAUCUUGGAGACCGUGAGAUCAGUGUCCCUUGCGUGUUAAAAGAAUUAUACUCUGAUUUCAUCGUGCAGGAAGUUCUUGAGGAUAAAACUGUACUACAACUUCGGACGGGGGACGAGAUCAGGAAUUUAUGUCAAGAGGAAGAGGAGAGAAGUGUUGAUGAGACUGUCACAGUGCCUUCCUUCUUGAAUAGUGAACACCUCCAGAGCAUGGAUGCUAUGGAUAAAAAUUCAAAGCCGCUACUAAUAAUCUUGGCCUUAAGCAAGGACGAUCGAAAAACUUUACAUGAAUUCGUGAGGGUUGCGAUAUCAUGGAAAACUGAGUACGGAAACAAAGGAAAAUCUAUCGAGGUCAACUACUGCGAAAGCGAAAACGUGGAACAGGAUGGCCCUAAUCAGGAGUCACUUUACGUUAGCAAAGAAAACAAGGACACUAGCUACGCUUUGGGCGUCUUUGCUAAUUCCAUCAAUGGUGACUGUAAACACUUUCCGAACACACGCGAAUCAAAGAUCGCCGUGCUGUGA
Molecule: messenger RNA, 549 nt
Organism: Cooperia oncophora
Lineage: Eukaryota; Metazoa; Nematoda; Chromadorea; Rhabditida; Trichostrongylidae
Source: the annotation of a GenBank genome assembly